Epinephelus fuscoguttatus (brown-marbled grouper) is the source of this 4160-nucleotide messenger RNA. RefSeq names its product solute carrier family 5 member 10 (gene slc5a10). Gene Ontology annotation, molecular function: D-glucose:sodium symporter activity. The transcript has 15 exons. Bases 346 to 2256 code for a protein of 636 amino acids. Gene Ontology annotation, biological process: transmembrane transport. Lineage: Eukaryota; Metazoa; Chordata; Actinopteri; Perciformes; Serranidae. Gene Ontology annotation, cellular component: plasma membrane. The record is from RefSeq and is a predicted model, not a curated record.
UGGUUCAGGCGAGAGGGGACUUUGACAAAGGGCUGGAGUGUGUGUUUGACUCUGUGUGUGUGUGUUAAUGGUAGUAAGCUUUGUAUAUUUGUUGGGAGAGAAGUAAGAAGUGUCUGGUGGUUUGUAGGGAGUUUAAUAUGUUCGUCUUGGUGUUUUGGGUGUUUGCAAAGUAGGUCUACAGUGUCAGAUUAUGAGAGGGGGCUGGUGAGAGUGGCUGCGCAGGUGUAAGGGUCUGAUUCAGUAAGUUUAUGUGUGUGUGUGUGUGUGUGUGAGGCUCUAAGGAAAGGGCAGUACAAGAGGUGUGUUUCUGGUGUAUUUUCGUGUGUGUGGUUGUGAACACUGAGGAUGUCUAACUCCACCAUCAACUUCUACGCCCUGUCUCAGUCCUUCAGCUUCUCUGACAUUAUCGUCAUAGUAACCUACUUUCUUCUCAACCUCGCUGUCGGCAUCUGGUCAUCAUGCAGGGUGAGCAGGAAUACUCUGAGCGGAUAUUUCCUGGCUGGACGGGACAUGGCCUGGUGGCCGAUUGGAGCGUCUCUCUUCGCCAGCUCAGAAGGCUCAGGGUUGUUUAUUGGUCUGGCUGGGACCGGAGCUGCUGGAGGCAUCGCUGUCACUGGUUUUGAAUGGAAUGCCACCUAUGUGUUGCUGGCUCUGGCCUGGGUAUUUGUGCCUGUCUACAUCUCCUCAGGGAUUGUGACAAUGCCGGAGUACCUGGGCCGUCGUUUUGGAGGAGAGAGGAUCAGAACCUACCUGGCUGUCCUCUCACUGCUGCUGUCCGUCUUCACCAAGAUAUCAACUGACCUCUACUCUGGAGCCUUGUUUGUUCAGGUGUGUCUGGGGUGGAACCUCUACCUGUCCACUGUCCUCAUGCUGGUGGUCACUGCUCUCUACACCAUUGCAGGCGGUCUUGCUGCCGUCAUCUACACCGACACUCUACAGACAUUCAUCAUGAUUAUCGGAGCAAUCAUCCUAACAAUCACUGCCUUCAAUAAGAUUGGUGGCUACAGUAACCUGGAGCGUGUGUACAGCAUGGCCGUGCCCAGCAAGAUCAUCCCCAACAGUACCUGCCACUUGCCACGUCAGGACGCCAUGCACCUGUUCAGAGAUGCCGUCACCGGAGACCUGCCCUGGCCCGGCAUGACUCUGGGGCUCACCAUACUGGCCACCUGGUACUGGUGCACUGACCAGGUGAUUGUACAACGGUCCCUGUCUGCUAAGAACAUGAGUCAUGUUAAAGGCGCAUCAAUCCUGGCUGCCUAUCUGAAGAUGCUGCCUUUCAUCUUCAUCAUCCUCCCUGGCAUGAUCAGCCGAGCUCUCUAUCCAGACUCUGUAGGAUGUGUGGAUCCAGAAGAGUGUGUGCGAGUGUGUGGAGCCGAGGUGGGAUGCUCCAACAUCGCCUUUCCCAAACUGGUCAUUGAACUCAUGCCCAGUGGCUUGCGUGGACUUAUGAUAGCAGUGAUGAUGGCUGCUCUGAUGUCAUCGUUGACCUCCAUCUUUAACAGCAGCUCCACACUCUUCACCAUGGACAUAUGGAAGAAGCAUCGCCCCCGGGCCUCGGAGAGGGAGCUGCUACUGGUAGGCAGGAUUGUGACUGUGAUCUUGGUGGUAGUGAGUGUGGUGUGGAUCCCCAUCCUGCAGUCGGCCAACAGUGGCCAGCUGUAUGUUUACAUCCAGUCAGUGACGAGCUACCUCGCUCCACCCGUCACUGCUGUCUUCACCCUGGCAGUCUUCUGGAAGAGGACCAACGAGCAGGGUGCAUUCUGGGGCCUGAUGGUGGGUUUGGUGGUGGGUGUGUGUAGGAUGGUGGUGGAGUUUGCCUUCCCGCCUCCCAGAUGUGGUGUCGUGGACUCGGCGCCUACAGUCCUGCGUAAUGUCCACUACCUCCAUUUCGCCAUUCUGCUCUGUGGGCUCACUGCUAUUGUGGUUACUAUAGUAUCGCUGCUCACACCACCACCCAACCACGAACAGGUGUGUAACCUGACCUGGUGGACUCUGACUGAAGAGCCACCGAGAGAUAUUCCUCUACAGAAAGUGUCCUCUGUCAGCCACCGUAGCUCCCAGAGCUCUGAGCCAACACGGAGGGUGACAUGCGGUCAGGGGACAGGACUGUGUAUCUCAGCAGCAAGGCGGUCAGAAGAGAUUCCAGCUCCCCGAGCUCAAAGCGUCAGAGAGAGCGUGUUCUGGUCCAGGUUCUGCUGUGCCAACGCGCUCCUGGUGGUCAGCAUUAACAUUUUCCUCUAUGCCUACUUUGCCUGAGUAAAGAAACAGAUUUAACAUCCUGUCUCACCCUUCUGCUGAACUCCUGCCAAUCUCACUGACAUGAAUUCCAGAUCCAAGAAGGUGGGGGAAAUAAACUGUGAUUUUUGGACUGGUUUUACAUGAAUCCUGCUAAUGUAGCUUCAGGGGCCGUUAAAAAAACACAUUUAAAACCAGAAAACACAGAGCGAUCACAUACCUCUAACCACAAACCUCUAAAUGUGUUAUUUAAAGAAAAAAGUCAAUGUUGAGUUUUUUAAUCUGCAUCUGGAUCUACAUUCAUAUCAAAUUACACAUGAUGAUAGAUAAUUAUUGGGUACACAUAGCAGAGAUUUUGUUGUUUUGAACUGUUUAAAAACCUCCAUCUCACAAUGGCUUAAAAUCCUGAGCAGCUCAGACUGAGCUCAGUGUUGUCUUUUAAAAUCAUUUCAUUAGACACACAGUAUAUCUACAGAUGUUAUAAUUACAUUACAUUGUUACAACUGGCCCACUUGAGGCUGUUGGUUUGUUCAUAAAACCUUUCCGCCCUCUUCGAUGUAGCCUAGUUUUAAAGUUUCAGAAGGGUAUUGUACAAAUAUACAAUGAAGCUUGUGGCUUGUAACAAGCUAACAUGAAUGUGCCGUUAAUGCUAGGUAAAUAUGACAUCUAAAUAGAAGAGCAUCACACGUCAUUUUAGAUCUAAAGCUUAUAAAAUAUAUGGUGAGAUGAUAUAGUCAAUCUAUGUAGUUUAGGUUGUGUGUUUCUUCCAUAGUUCCCUUUGAGUCUGUAUGCUUAAUGGUAAUUCAUUAGUCGUGUUUAUGUCCUGAUGUUUGUCAAGAAAGGUUUUGUGAACCUUCAGUUAUUGUUGUAGAGUUCUGUCAUGCUAUUUAGGUUGUUUAUGAAUAUAUAUAAAUCAGAAUUUCUCAACCUUCUCUGGUCCCCAAAUUCAAAUUGAAAUAUGACAUGUUUGUCUUUUGUAAUCAAGAGUGCAGUUGGAAAAUCCAAAACAUGUGGAAAUAAUGAGAGGUUUUACAUUUAUUUUUUAUUAUUUUAGAUUUAUCAGACAGAGUAUCAGAGCUGAAAAUAUUGUUUAUGACCCCUUUUUGCUUGACAACAGACUCCCAUAAGGGACAUUCACCAGAGGAGACUGUUAUAAUUUGUUGAUGUGCAUUUGAUUUAUUUUUUGGGUUAAAUUCAUUAAGAACUACUGAGAAGUGAAGAUUGUUGGAUGUGAAGAACCUCAUGUCAGUCAGAAGACAAAAUAUCUGGACAAUUUGUCCGUCAAAUGUUUUUUUUUUUUUUCUUGUAAUAUCUCAAAUAAAUGUAAAGAUUUGUGCAUCAAAGCUACAAGUGUUUGUCCACACAGUACUUAUAACCAGAUAAUAUAACUCUUUAUUGCCUUCUGUAAAGUUUACUUACAUUUACUACAGAGGUGAAGAGGCAAAGAUAAAAUGGUUAGAUAAAACAAAGGGAAAAAUUUCACUUUUGAUUUAUGUUUUCAAUAAAGGCUAUUGGUUGAAGGAGGACAUUAGGGCUCAAGGGAUGUAUUCUGUUAAUAAUGAUAUAAGGUAUACAAAAGUGAUAAAUCCUGAAAUGUCAGUGGUGAGAGACAGCAAAUAUCUGGCAUUUCUGCUUCAUUGUUGAACUGAUUUAAAUGAUUAAAGCCACAGAAAACUUGGUAAAGAGUACUGCACCAAUGUAGCAUUACGCUCCUAUAACACUGUCAGAGUGUGACAUUAGAACAGUGACAGCAAUGGGCAUAAAAUUUGGUAUUAAAAAAGGAAACAUAGGCACUGAAAAAGUUCCAGCAAAAAAUAAAACACAGGCAUUAAGAAUAAUUUAAUUUUUUAUAUUUUUUGCGUUGUAAUGUGCAAUGACAAUGUCAGUCCUCAGAUUUUUCAGUCUUUUUUUUACACUUAAAAAUA